AAUCUGAAAGGGGAUUUUUGCUGUAUCUUGGCUCAGAUGGUGGUUCUGAACACUGGUUAGGUGGUCCAGAUGUCGGAGGACCAGCACCACCAGCGGGCCGAAGCCUCCCAGCGGGCAAAGGGCGGUCUGGAAGCAGGAGAGGGCGACACAGAGCCCAGCCUGCUGCUGCAGAAACUAAAGAGCAACAUCUCUAAGAAUGUUCAGACCAAAGUGGAUCAGAUCCUGCAAGACGUUCAACGUUUCUCUGACAACGACAAGCUGUACCUGUACCUCCAGCUGCCCUCGGGGCCCAGCUGUGGAGACAAAAGUGGUGGUGACGCCAGUUCGUUCAACACAGCCGACCAGCUUCACACCUGUAACUGGAUCCGCAGCCACCUGGAGGAGCAUUCAGACACUUGUCUGCCCAAACAGGAUGUCUACGAGACGUACAAGAGAUACUGUGACAACCUGCAGCAUCGUCCUCUGAGCGCUGCCAAUUUUGGGAAGAUCAUCCGAGACAUUUUUCCAAACAUCAAGGCGAGACGACUCGGGGGCAGAGGACAAUCCAAAUACUGUUACAGCGGCAUCAGGAGGAAGACCGUCCUCAACAUGCCUCUUCUGCCCAACCUGGACCUGAAGAACGACCCGUCGGAGCUGACUGAGCUGGUCCAGACCUACAAACAGGAAGUGACGGAGGCGGCGUGCGAGCUGAUCUGCGAUUGGGCGCAGAAGAUCUUGAAGCGUUCCUUCGACACGGUGGUGGAGAUCGCCCGCUACCUGAUCCAGGAGCACAUUGUGAACCCUCGCUGCAGCCAGGCCGAUCUGGUGACCUCUGCUGCCCUCGCAGGUGGUCCAGCUAAAACGCACAAGGUCAUCAAGAAAGCUCCUGUGCUCUCCAAACCUGAUGGAGACGAAUCCUCAGAUCAGAGGAAGGAACAGGGAGACUCGUCUUCAUCCUCGUCCUCGUCCUCUCAGAAGCUUCCGUCUGGAGACAAGUCAGCAGCAGCAGCCAAACCUUCCACAGCAGAUGCCCCGCCUCCUUCCUCUACCUCUUCUUCAUCUCUGCGACCAGCGGUGGAGGCGUUCAUGAAGCAGUUACCCAGAAUCCUCCCUCGCAGCUCCGUCCCUGAUAAGAGCCUCUCUGUCCGCGCCUCUCUGCCCUCGCAGGCUCCCAAAGAAGCCUCUGGUGUUGGGGGGCCUUCUGGACACGGGGGCUCUGCUGACCUUCACCCCACUGCCAGCAGUGGUGGGGUGAAGGUCAUCGCCAUGGCAACGCUGCCCCAGCAGCAGGGCGGGCCUGUCCCUGUGAUGUUCCUUCCUCAGAGCUGUCUGUCGUUUGAGAGGGACAAGGUCGCUCCACCUCCUCCUCUUCCUCUUCAGCAGCAGCAGCACGCAGUGGCAGCCCCCACCUCGGUGGUCCAAAAAGCACGAGGGACCGCCACCAAGCGCCCGCUGGAGGGAGAGACAUCAGGCGGCGGUGCUGCUGGUGUGUCUGGUGCCUCAGCUGUCAGCACGUCUCCAGUGAAACGGAAACGUGGACGACCAAGAAAACCUCGGCCUGAGGACUCACUUCCUGCUCCUCCUGUCACUCUUCCUCCUCAGCCUCCCCCUCCUCCUCCCUCUCAACAACCAAUCAUUACCUCCCUGACUGGCGGCGUCAUCCAGAAGGCUUCUUCCUCUUCGUCAUCCUCCUCGCAGCCUGUGGUGGAGCUGGUGAUCCAGGAACCAUCAGGUUUGGUUCUGAGCCAGCUGCCGGCCAUGUCAGACCCCGCCCAUCGGCUGUUGGAGCACCGCGGCGUGGUGGUGCAGUGUCAGACAGGUGGGACGGCUGAGUUGGACCAUCACAGCAGGCCGCUCCUGGUGUUCCAGAGUCCUGGGAACCCAGGCUGGGAGCUGGCCUCGCCGGGACGGACCCAGAUGGUAGAGGUGAUCCAGAAAGCUCCGAGGCCGAGCAACAACAGUACAGCUCCUCCACAUGCAGCGCAGCUCCACCUGCCUCCUCUUCCUCUGCCCAAACUGCAGGAGGAUCAAGGCGAGGUGGAGAUCACGCUGAUGCCAGUAGAUCUGAAUGUCAGCUCGCCUCCUUCCUCGACUGCUCCUGCCUCCUCCUGCUCUCUUUCCUCCGCGAUGGUGGUGAAACUAGAGGAUGAGGAGGAAGGAAACGGCAUCUCAAACAGAAAAGGACUUUAGCUUUUAUCAACUUCCCUCUGGUCUUUUUGUAAUAGCCCUUCACUCAACUUUUACCUCACCUGCUAAAAGCCCCGCCCCUUUACCUCCUCAUUGGUGGAAAUCCCAGAUUGGCUGCAGCAGAGAGCCAAUCAGGCAGGAUGAAUGAAGCCAAAACGU
Messenger RNA from Nematolebias whitei (Rio pearlfish), 2325 nucleotides. RefSeq names its product regulatory factor X, 5 (gene rfx5). Bases 70 to 2169 code for a protein of 699 amino acids. The record is from RefSeq and is a predicted model, not a curated record. NCBI's taxonomy places the organism in Eukaryota, Metazoa, Chordata, Actinopteri, Cyprinodontiformes, Rivulidae. Gene Ontology annotation, biological process: regulation of transcription by RNA polymerase II. Gene Ontology annotation, molecular function: DNA-binding transcription factor activity, RNA polymerase II-specific; RNA polymerase II cis-regulatory region sequence-specific DNA binding. The transcript is spliced from 11 exons.